This is a messenger RNA of Ilex paraguariensis (yerba mate), 1638 nucleotides long. NCBI's taxonomy places the organism in Eukaryota, Viridiplantae, Streptophyta, Magnoliopsida, Aquifoliales, Aquifoliaceae. The record is from the annotation of a GenBank genome assembly.
AUGGCCAGUAGUUCUGGGCAUCGCUGCGUUUUCGUUGGGAACAUACCAUAUGAUGCCACUGAGGAACAGCUCGUACAGAUCUGUGAGGAGGUUGGCCCUGUCGUGUCUUUCAGAUUCAAGACAGUUGUGACACCCCAUGAAGAGAAUCUUCUUUCCAUACCUCCUCAAGUGCAAGCUCCUGCAUACCAUUGUGAAUUGCAAAGUGGAUUAGUUAUAGAUAGAGAAACCGGGAAACCAAAAGGUUACGGAUUCUGUGAAUACAAGGAUGAAGAAACAGCGCUAAGUGCUCGUCGCAAUCUUCAGGGAUACGAGAUCAAUGGUCGUCAAUUGCGUGUUGAUUUCGCUGAAAAUGAUAAAAAUUCUAAUGGAAAUCGAGAACAGGGUCGUGGUGGACCUGGAAUGGUCUCGAGUAUUGACCCUCAAAAACAAUUUGGGGGCCCAGCAAUCCUUGGGGAUGCUGGUCUUAAGCAGCCAAUAGGUCUAUCAGUAGCUAUGGCUGCUGCAUCACUCAUGGCGGGAGCUCUUGGAGGUCCUCAGAUUGGGAGCAACUCCAAUCAAAGUGGCCAUCAGGGCCAGGCGGUUUUGGGCACCGAUCUGUUGACCCUUCAUCUGGCCAAAAUGUCAAGAAACCAGUUGAAUGAGAUUAUUUCUGAGAUGAAGGUAAUGGCUACACAAAAACCGGAACAAGCCCGCCAGUUAUUACUUGCAAGCCCGCAGUUGCCAAAAGCUCUUUUGCAGGCCCAGAUAAUGUUAGGAAUGGUUACCCCACAGAUGUUGCAGAUGCAAAAUAUUCGACAGGCUUCCGGUUCACUUCUGAAGCCUUUGUUGCAAGAUGGUGAACAGGGUCAGCGGCCAGAAGUUCAAAAUCUUCCAGGGCUUCCCUUUCUUUUACAGAACAAGAUGCAGUUUGGUGUGAUGCCUCAAUCACAAGAAGGUCAAGUAAAUCAGUACCUCUUACAACUUCCUACACGGCCUCAUAUUCAGCUUCCACAGCUAACCCAGCACCAAGUUUUACAACAAGGCCCAUUGCCUGGGCAGUCUGGAGUUUCAACCCUUCCAUCAGUUCGUAUGCAGUGGUUAGGCGAUCUGUCUGUUCGGCCUCAAAUUCAAGUGGCAAAUUCCUCUUCUUUGAAGCAGGAAGUGGAACCUCUGUUACACGGCCCUUUGGGAAAUAAUGCUCAGCUGGUUGGUCCAAAUGCACCCCUUCAACCUUCUCUUUUGAUUCGUCCACUACUGUCAGAUCAUGGUUUUCAGGACUCUAAUAGACCUCCACAAGUUACUAAUGAUUCAACUUGGAGCCAUAGAGUUGAUACGUAUCCCAGCUUGUCUUCAGACAUAUCAGAGAAAGCAGACAUGGUCUGUGACAUUUUAGACCCAAUGAAGCGCCCUUCAAAACUGGUGAAAUUAGAGGAUGGAAGAAGGACCACUUUCUUGGGGCCAGAUGUAAACGGCUCUGCUGUAUCUGGCCCAUCGCAGGUUUUUGGCUUGUCUGGAAACCAAAAGCCAAAACCACAAGAAGCUUUAGAUUCUGAGAAACAAGCUCCUCAGUCUCGCUUAAAUGACAUUUUCGUCCAUUUAAGCUCCAUGGUUUCAAGCUUGAAAAUGCUGAUAAUGGAACAGUUCCAUUAUGACCCAUGA